ACAAAAAAAAUGGACGCUAUGAAAAUCGUAAUUGAUUGUCCCGGAGAAAACGAUGUGAGGGCAAUGUGCAUUUGGAUGAGGCGCAAUCGGCCCCUGCAGGAGCAAGCGGAACACUGGAAGGAGGUGAGGGGUCGCAUGAAUAACGUGGGACCAAUUCUCCGCUUUAUCCUUGGCAAACAGGCAUAUGAUGACCGCAUUAAAGCGUGUCAGCAGACCGUGGAUGGGUCGACUGCCUCGGAAUUAGAGCGUAAUUUGGGUAUUGGCUGUUGUUACUCGCCUAUUGACAGUGACUUGUCUCGAAAGCUUGUGAGGGUUGUCCGAGUACGACGAGGAAACAGCAUUGAGUCGCCUCUGACUGUACUGAUAUCUUCCCACCUCGAACGUGAAACUUUGUCCAGGUUGGAGAGUGAAAUGAAGCAGUCCGAUUUUAUUUUUUUCGUUUUGAGGUUCUGGGAUUAUGUCCCACCAUAUAUUAUUGGAAAGUAUGCCGUAUCCGCAUUUUUGAAUGAGGAUUUCCUGCGUGCGAUAAGACUCAAAAUCAAGGAACUGAGGCCACGAGGACGACGUGAGUCACACAGCUGUGCGCUGAAAGAGCACUCAGACACGAGCUUCGCCAGGAAAGAGGUUCUACCACCACCGGAACGUCUUUCCAAUCCGGUUGCUAUGGACCACUGGGUGCUGUAUGAGCCGAAAGUCCAAAACUUUCCGCUGGUGGACGGCUUUUUCUUUGUGGACUCAAAUCCGAAGACGCUGGUUGGGCUGCGGAUGGCUACGGCGGGUGGGCACCACACGAAUACCAGCACUGUGAGGCAGUUCACUGAGUGCCUGGCGGCAUAUUUUGAGGGUUGGGAGGAAUCAUCCCGAGACAUGUCGUGGGAGAUUAUUUAUGUGCAGCAGGCAGACAGCUCGCCGAUGACUGGCUGGCAGGGAUGUGAUGUUGUCAACUCCGAUAAUGUGAGCCGCGCUGAAAACCGAGAGAUUGCGGCGUUCUGGAACGAAAAGGUGCGCCAGUACAUAGCAGCAGUAUCAUCCGGAGAGCUUAGAAUGGGCGAAGCUCUCUGA
Messenger RNA from Trypanosoma cruzi, 1062 nucleotides. RefSeq names its product retrotransposon hot spot (RHS) protein, putative. NCBI's taxonomy places the organism in Eukaryota, Euglenozoa, Kinetoplastea, Trypanosomatida, Trypanosomatidae. The transcript has a single exon. The record is from RefSeq and is a predicted model, not a curated record. The annotation marks the transcript as partial.